Messenger RNA from Cicer arietinum (chickpea), 1012 nucleotides. RefSeq names its product ethylene-responsive transcription factor ERF1 (gene CARERF1). The record is from RefSeq and is marked provisional. Gene Ontology annotation, molecular function: DNA binding; DNA-binding transcription factor activity. Gene Ontology annotation, biological process: regulation of DNA-templated transcription; ethylene-activated signaling pathway. NCBI's taxonomy places the organism in Eukaryota, Viridiplantae, Streptophyta, Magnoliopsida, Fabales, Fabaceae.
UCCUCUCUCAAUCUCUAAAAAAAACAGAACAACCUUAAUUUAGAAAUAUGCAACAAACCUUUGAAUCCACCUUCAGUUUUUGCAACUCAAACAUCCUAGAAGAUCAAAACUCAAUUUCUGAAAGCCUCAUUAUCAGUGAUUACUUUAAGCAUCCCCAACAAUUUCCUAUUAACAUGUCACAAACACAAAUUCCUCAAACCUCUUUCUCAAAACCUCCAAAACAAUCCUCAAAUCUAAGCAAUAGAAAACCCUCUUUGAACAUCACAAUCCCUUCUUCCAUAACCAAAUUACCUCUCUCACAACAAAACAUUGAAAAAAGUGACAAAACCAAAAAUACAAAAGAAGAGGAAAAGCAUUAUAGAGGUGUUAGAAGAAGACCAUGGGGAAAAUAUGCUGCAGAGAUUCGUGACCCUAAUAGAAAAGGAUCAAGGGUGUGGCUUGGAACAUUUGAAACAGCCGUAGAAGCUGCAAGGGCUUAUGAUAAAGCUGCUUUUCAGAUGAGAGGAAGUAAAGCCAUUUUGAACUUCCCUCUAGAAGUUGCUUCAAUUUCUACUUGCAUCAAAGUUGGUGAGAAAAGGCAAAUAGAUGAAGGAAGCAACUAUGCUGAGAUUAAUAAUAAUAAUCACAAGAAAGUGAAAAAAGAAGAAGGGGUUUCAACAAUUUGUCCUUUGACUCCUUCAUGUUGGAAAGGGUUUUGGGAUACUGAUGUUAUGGGAACUAUCUUUAGUGUACCUCCUUUGUCACCAUUAUCUCCACUCAUGAUGGGUUAUUGAUAUUAAUUCAUUAUAAGAAAAGAUGCAUAUAUAUAUAUAUAUAUAUAUAUGGAAAGUGCUAAAUAGUAUAUUUUGUAGGUGAAGAUGAAUAGAUAUUGGUUGUUUUUACUUUUAGUGUAAAUAUAGGAAGUUUGAAGUUAGUGUUUAUCCAUUUGAUUCAUUUGUUUAUGUUUAUUUGGUCAGAGAAUAUUGAAAUUUGUUCAUUCGUUUAUUGGAGAAAUCAUAGCAAGAUUUGUAAC